Trichoderma aggressivum f. europaeum is the source of this 1083-nucleotide messenger RNA. RefSeq lists its product as uncharacterized. The record is from RefSeq and is a predicted model, not a curated record. Gene Ontology annotation, cellular component: membrane. The coding region runs from base 1 to 1083 and encodes 360 amino acids. The transcript has 3 exons. Gene Ontology annotation, molecular function: transmembrane transporter activity. Gene Ontology annotation, biological process: transmembrane transport. Lineage: Eukaryota; Fungi; Ascomycota; Sordariomycetes; Hypocreales; Hypocreaceae.
AUGAACGAAACUCGUCUCGACGGCAAAGAGAAUCCUAGCUUUGCUGGCUUAAGCGAAAAUGAAGUAGCAACACCACUAAAAGAUGGAUAUGAUAGUACAAAGGAUGAUUACGACACCGGCGUCACGGCCUGGCUCCAAGUUCUCGGUUCAUUUUUCCUGUAUUUCAAUUCAUGUUUCAUGUUUAGGGGAAUUAUCAACGCUUUCGGAGUGUUCGAAACGUACUAUGAACAUCAAAUUCUGUCGCAUAUGUCGCCAUCGGCGAUUGCUUGGAUUGGAUCCAUUCAGUCAGCCCUGCUCAUGGUAGUUGGCGUGAUCAGUGGUCCGCUCUUUGAUGCAGGCUAUUUCUACGCCCUGUUACCAACUGGCACCUUUCUGGUUGUGCUAGGAACGAUGAUGACGAGCCUCUCGACGAAAUAUUAUCAAAUCAUGCUGGCACAGGGCAUCUGUGUUGGAAUCGGAGCCGGCUUCUUGUUCAUUCCAUCAGUUGCGAUUUUGCCGCAGUACUUUAAGAACAAACGAGCUCUAGCAAAUGGCAUUGCCGCAUCUGGAAGCAGCAUUGGGGGCGUCCUUUUUCCCAUUAUUUUUCAUCAACUUGAAGUCCAGAUAGGGUUCCCCUGGGCAACCCGCACGAUUGGCUUUCUCUCUCUCGCAACUUGCGCUAUUUCCAUCGGUGUAAUGCGAUUGCGUUUCCGAACCCAAGAGAAAAGAGCACUGCUGCAACUUUCUGCGUUCAAAGAAGCUCAAUACUCGCUCUUUUGCUUGGCGUGUUUCCUAGGUUUCCUAGGCUUUUAUAACUUCCUUGUUUAUGUACAGCCUUAUGCAAUCGAGACUAGGAUUGUAGAUGUCAACCUUGGCUUUUAUCUCAUUGCCAUCUUGAACGCCGCGUCAACAUUUGGCCGGGUUGGCCCAAAUUUCGUCGCGGAUCAUGCAGGGUCACUCAACGUGCUCUUUCCAGCAUUGGCCAUCACAGCUACCCUAGCCUAUUGUUGGGCUGCCGUGCGCAGUACAUCAGGAAUCAUUACGCUUUCUGCGCUUUAUGGAUUCUUCUCAGGAGGGACCUCCGCAAGCUUGGGACUCGGCUAG